CUAUCGAUCUCUGUGUAUGUAGAUACCUAAUGUUUUGCUAUAUAUAUGCAUGCAUGCACUACAGUUUCUGUGGAAGAUAAGGGUGCACACAUGGAGAGCAUGGAAGGUGAUCAAGAGAAUGGCGGUAGUGCCGCAGCAAGGAGAGUCGAGAUUGACACAAGUUCGCCAUUCCGGUCGGUUAAGGAGGCCAUCAUGCUCUUCGGAGAGAGGGUCUUGGUCGGCGAGAUUUACGCCAACCGGAUUAAUGAGAUCAAACAAGCUGCGGAAAGCAAGAAUGAGCAUCAUGGCUCCUCAAGGAUGAGGUCUCUAAUGGCAGAGCUCGAAGAGACACGACGAACCCUCGAGAAAGAGCGAGAAGAGAACCAACAGAAGGCGCACCAUAUCUCGACACUUCAAGAGGAACUCAGAAGGGCCAAGAUGGAUCUCGAGCAAUUACAAAGAGAUCAAAAAGAAGAUUUGGAGACUCAUGAGGACUUUAAGUUUGUAGAGAGAGUUGCACCGGAGAUCGAGAUCGAAAUCGAGAAGCCAAAUUUGAACCUAUUUCUGAAGAAGAGGUGCGUAACUUUUGCGAGCCCGCCGUCGCUGUCACAAGUACUAAAUGCAGAAGAUGAUGAUGAGAUGAUCAUGGAGAAGAAAUUCUUUGCAGAGAAGGGGAGACAUGAAGAAGAAGAGGAAGAAGGGUUAUCAAUGAAGAAGAAGAAGAAGAAGAAGAAGAUGCCAUUGGUUCCUCUUAUAGGAGCAUUCAUCUUGAAGAAGAAGAGUUACCAAGACGUUGCAUGCAUGACAUGAGUCAUCAAUAUAUAUGUUUUUCUAAAAAAUAUAUAUGUAGUUUCAUGCUUGAACACAAAUAAUGUUAAGAAGAUUUGUGUGUGUGUGUGUGUGUGUGUGUGUGUGUGUGUGUUGGGUUUUGUUUAAAUUUUGGUGUUUGAGAUCAUUCAUUAUAUAAUUUUUAGUGGUUUUAGCGCCUUUGAGAUUUGGACUUCCUUAUAUAUGAAUUUGUAAGGACAACUUUGUCAUUGCCUACAUACUUUUCCUCAAAAAAAAAAA
Molecule: messenger RNA, 1047 nt
Organism: Ananas comosus (pineapple)
Lineage: Eukaryota; Viridiplantae; Streptophyta; Magnoliopsida; Poales; Bromeliaceae
Product: WEB family protein At2g17940-like
Exons: 2
Coding region: 46-789 (247 amino acids)
Source: RefSeq, a predicted model, not a curated record